Durusdinium trenchii is the source of this 2031-nucleotide messenger RNA. Lineage: Eukaryota; Dinophyceae; Suessiales; Symbiodiniaceae. The record is from the annotation of a GenBank genome assembly.
AUGGGCACCGAAGAGUUCAUGGUCAUCGGCUCGCUGCUCUCAUGUGCAGUCUUGGUGCAUCUUUAUUUGACCAAAACCGACUGGGGAGAUUUGCGUGCAUGGAUCAGCUCUGUGAUGCAUCCAUCUCCGCGGGAUGUGGCCAAGGAAACUCGGGUGGAGGAGGAGAUGGUGAAGCUUCGGCAAAGCAACUACAUCUCCUUCAGCCGCUACUCGACUCAUCUGGAGUUCGGCGUGGGCUGCUUCUUCCUUUGGGAGGCCUUUGCGACCAGUGGCUUUGAGACCAUCAUGCUACUGAUUGCUUGCUGUUUGUCCUAUUUACAGCAUCUUAUGGUGGCGAAGGAUCUCAUACAGCUCACUCCGCAACGAAUCAAGAUUGUGAACUACUGGCUACACUCCGUUUCAACGCUUGGCGCCGUCUUACCAGCUCGAGCUGGGAGCUCCUUCAAGUUCGGCCUGUGGCAGAGUUUCCUUACUGCAAUGCGCUUUUGCUUGGUCUUGUGUUGUCUAGAUCCCCAGAUCUCAAUCCCAUUCCAAGUGCUCUACACUGCAGUGGGCAUGCUCACCUAUUUCUUUGCUUUCGAUGAGUCUCGCACUGAACUUGGACCCUUAUUCUACACCCAAGUCUUUGUUUUGAUUCAAACCAUCGCUUUCUCCAUCAUCAUCGACAUGGCACUGCGCGGCCGCAUCUAUGCCAAGCUAGACACAGCAGAUGCAGAGUCUUUGGUGUCUAGCUUCCGCAGAGUCUUGAGAGGGGCAUGUGACGGUGAAGUGCUAUUGGAUAGCCAGAUGAAUGUGGCACAGGAAAGCGAGUGCCUGAAGCACCUGAUCUUGACGGAUGUGAGUCUGAAGGGCAGAUCGUUUGAAAACUUGUUGGCAGAUGGUGAGCGGCCGCGCUUCCGCGAGUUCAUUGAGGCUUCGACAAACGCCUUUGGUGCUGAACUCUCAGCACCUCCUUUUUGCUCCCGCGUGUCGUUUCGUGGGUCCGCUGGAAUUGGAGUGGCUGCGGAUGUUUACCAUGUGCCGGUGCCAGGGCUCUUUGGUGCCAAUGAGCCCUAUCACCUUGUCGCCUUCAAAGAAGAUCCUGAAUCAAGGCCCCAUCCUGAAGCCUCAGCCGAUGCAGUGCCUGCAGAGCUCCUGCAUACGACAGGAGUCCAAGAACCUCUACAACAUGCCACUCAUUCCAGAACCUCUGGAGGAACAUCCGCUUCGCAAACCUCUGAAAGUUCAGGCCGCAGUUCAUGUGCUCACAUGUGUCCUGAGUUGCGCGAAAUGACGUUGUUGUUGGAUGUGGAGACGGAGUUUCAGGAUGUUCAACAAGCACAUUUAAACUUCGAGCGGAAGGAUGAGGCUGAGUCGGAUCUGGCUCAUGCCCGCGGGCGCGGGCAGGGGAGCGGGAGCUCCAUGCCAAGCCUUCGAAGUUUGGUGAAACCUACCGACUGGGAGAAGCUGCGGAGUUUAGUGCGGAACUUUGUGGAGCUGGCCUUGAUGGAUCCAAAUCUCGAGCAGAAGCUGAUUCACAAGAUGACUGUGAAACUUCCAGGUCAAUGUGGAUGGCUCAAGGUCAAUGAAGCCACUUUGCAUCGUAUUUCUGGUGCUUCUGGACUGGUUUGGCUUCUCUUGAAAGGCUUCCGUGCGAUGCAUGCGGAAUUCGGUGGACACCCGAUCCUCAGAGCUUUGAUCCUUUUUAACCUCUUGGAUGUCUUGGACUCUGGGUCGUUCAGAUCAUCCGACUCCCUUUGUGGGGCGACGUGCUCGGCCUCUUCGCACGGGCCACGGAGGGGCCGCGCCCAGCCGCCCUCCCAGGACCCGAGACACUUCGCGGACGAGCGCCCUCCUUGGAGGGCAUCUCAGAAGGAGUCCGGCAACGAUCUGUGGCUGUCGGCCGCGCCCGAAGUGCUCGGUGAGCUCGUGAGCCGGCGGAGGGGAUUCCAGGUGGAUCCCCAGAUGAUGGGAGUGCUGGGCAGCACAGAGCACCAGAAAGGCGUGUUGGACAGGGGUCCCUCAUUUUCUGGUCACGAAAUGUUGAUGUGA